Molecule: messenger RNA, 1121 nt
Organism: Megalobrama amblycephala (Wuchang bream)
Lineage: Eukaryota; Metazoa; Chordata; Actinopteri; Cypriniformes; Xenocyprididae
Product: DBH-like monooxygenase protein 2 homolog
Exons: 3
Coding region: 319-675 (118 amino acids)
Source: RefSeq, a predicted model, not a curated record
AAAGUAAUGCGUUACUUUACUAGUUACUUGCUAAAAGUAAUCUGAUUAUGUAACUCGCGUUACACCCAACACUGCGUAGUUUCAAAUUUCACUGCUUUUGUAUAUAUUAAUUAUCUUUAAUUGUAUUCAUGUCUAAUUGCUCAAAGCAUGGUGGACAUUUUUGGCCUUCUGAUGUGUUGUUGAUAUGCUUAUGAGUUUUAAUCCCAUUCCCCGCUCUUCCCCUGCAUUUUCCUGUUGGUUAUCCAAUAAAGACACAGAUGGUAUGGAUGUGUAUCUCCCUUUUUCUGCCCACAGGGGGGGUUCUCAACUUCAGAUGAGAUGUGUUUGGCCUUCCUCUUCUACUAUCCAGCUAUGAAUCUGAGCAGUUGUUGGAGCUUCCCUGAUAUAGAGUCUUUACGUUCUGCAAUGGGAGCAACAGAUAUACUUACCUGGAUCUAUAUGAUGUACUUUAAGACUUGGAAUGACGCAGAGAUCAAUCAAUACCAACAAACACUGAAGACAGUCGAUCAGUUCGCCAUAGUCCUCGACUCGUUUAACAACGGGUCAUACAAAACAAGGACGAUUCCUGAUCUCAAAGUCAUCCCACCUGCACCCUGCAUGAGCGGUUGUGCCAUCAAAAGUCUUGCUUUGAUAUCGCUGCUCCUCUGUUUGGCAGUGCAUUGGACUUCUUCAUGAAAUGUUCAUGCAAACCUGAUGCAACCUGUUGUUCUUUCAUUGUCUGUGAUUAAAAGUCAAUCAUUUUAACUGAGCAAAUAGGCUAACCUAACCAGCAACCUAAGAACCAGAACAACAGAAAAUUUAGCAAAAUAUAUGUAACUUAUUUUAACGAAUCAUAUCAAGAUCUAAACUGACUUUACACUUCUAUUGGUUUACUUUCAGAUCAUUUUAUAAAUAAGUAAAAUGUGAAUAAAUAGAAUAUUUCCAAUCUUGAAUUAUAAUUAAAAACAACAAAAAUGAUUUUUAAGUGUUUUUAAUGAUUUUUAGUGUUUAUGCAUUGGUAUGUCAGAUAAAAUGGUAGACGUGUGCAUAAACGCCCUCUAAUGAAAAUAAUAGACACUGUCAACUCCUUGCUUAAAGGGAUAUAUCACUCGAAAAAUAAAAAUUAAUCCAUCAUUUAUUCA